Messenger RNA from Myxocyprinus asiaticus (Chinese sucker), 1234 nucleotides. RefSeq names its product protein FAM133-like. The record is from RefSeq and is a predicted model, not a curated record. The transcript is spliced from 11 exons. NCBI's taxonomy places the organism in Eukaryota, Metazoa, Chordata, Actinopteri, Cypriniformes, Catostomidae. The coding region runs from base 137 to 922 and encodes 261 amino acids.
CAUGUUGCUGAGGAAACACAGGGUGGCAAAUUCAGGAAUUUGUGUACUAAGAAGCUACCGCAAGCGACUGAGACAUGUAAACUAAAGGCGGAUUUUCUUGAUGUUGGCCUACAGGAGUUAGGCAAGAUAUACAGAAAUGGGGAAGCGAGAUAACAGAGUGGCUUACGUAAACCCGAUAGCUGCUGCCAGAGCCCGAGGACCUGCACCCAGCUCUGGUCCCACCAUUCAGGAUUAUCUCAGCAGACCAAGACCAUCAUGGGAGGAGGUAAAAGAACAGCUGGAAAAGAAAAAGAAGGGCUCCAGAGCCCUGGCUGAUUUUGAGGACAAAAUGAAUGAGCGGUGGAAGAAGGAAUUGGAGAAAAACAGAGAGAAAGUACUGGGUGCAGGUGACAAGAAAGAAAAAGAGAAAGAAAAGGAGAAGGACAAGAAAGAGAAAAAGAAGAAGGAGAGAAAAAAGUCCAGCAGGCAUUCCUCAUCUUCCUCUUCCUCAUCGAGUUCUGAUUCCUCUUCCAGUUCCUCCUCAGAAUCUGAAGAUAAUGUAAGUCAUGAUGAUGAGAAGAAAACCAUGAAAAAGAAGAAAAAGAGGAAAAAAUCAUCCAGGAAACCAUCUGAUGAGUUUGAAUCAGAGUCAGAAACUGAUAGCAGGGAGUCAUCCAAGAAAAAGAGGAAGAAACUCAGGGAGGAUGGAGAGAAAGAUAAGGAUGAAAAAGACAGUCGAAGGAAGAGGAAAGCUGAGAAGAGUCACUCUGGGUCCUCCGAUGAACCCUCAGAUAUAGACAGAGAUGCUGAGUCCAAAAAGAAGAAACUCGGUAGUGAAGAAAAGGAGAAAAUUACAGACAAAUCCAAGAAGAAAAAGAAAAAGAAGAAGCAUAAGAAGCACAGCAAAAAGAAAAAGAAGACUUCUGGAUCCGAGUUGGACUAAAGGGCUUGUGUGGGGUUCUGCACACCAGGCAGCUGGAAUACUGAGUGGGAAUAGAGACGGAAUUCUUGCCAGACUGUGGGGAAAACCCAUUAGAUAUCUGUACAAGUGACUCUUAAAGCGUGUGCUUCUUAGCACCGUGUGGCUGUGUGGCCAACCUGGAUGAGAGGAUCAUGUGGAGGGGGAGUUGAAAGGGGGCAUGGGGUUCAUUAGGGCAGGUUUGUGUGUGUGUGUGUGUGUGUGUGUGUGUGUGUGUGUGUGUGUGUGUGUGUGUGUUUUUUUUUUUUUUUAAGCAGAUGAUUCUCAGUCCAAAUA